Molecule: messenger RNA, 4696 nt
Organism: Darwinula stevensoni
Lineage: Eukaryota; Metazoa; Arthropoda; Ostracoda; Podocopida; Darwinulidae
Source: the annotation of a GenBank genome assembly
UUUUCAGGUGACCUUCAUAUCUUAAAGGCUUCCUUUUCAUUCUAACAAUUUAGACAUUUCUAGUCAGGAGCUUCACAGUAGUGUCCUUGCUUCACAAUGGAAUGCAUUGGAAGCACGGUUAUUCUUGAUCUCAUUUCUUGGUCUCGGUAAUGUGUUUAAGUAAAAUUGAUCCCAUGUUACGUUACUGUUGAUUGUUGGAUGUGACAGGCCAUUUUGGCCUUUCACACUGUGCGUCAUCAUGUCUACUGCCUCAUUCAUGAAGGCCUGCUCUCAGGCUCCAUCCACAGAUGCCAUUAAAACAAUGCAAGUAAAAAUAAAGAAUCCACUUAGGCAAGUCUUUGAUGCAGAAGAUAAAGUUUAUCAAUUUCAGGAGGUUUAUGAAUUUUUCCGGAAACGCAUAGUUGAAGUGUUGCAAAAGGAGGGACGCCUGUUGCCAAAUUCAGUCAAUAUUGCAGGGGACCCUCUGGAAGAGGUUUUUGGCACAUCUAUUCUCCCAUUUGGGAUGAUCCUGUCAUGCCUAUAUGCACAAGUGGAGCCAGUUGACCGUACAGACCUGAAAGGUAGUCGUAAGCUAGAAUGUGGAGACCCUGAUGAAUCUGAUGAUUGUAUGCCCACACCUAGGAAGCAGAGGAGAGCAGACUCUCCUGAGGAGUCUAAUAGUGAUGUGGAAAGUGUCUACAGUGUCCAGGGAUAUGUGACAGAAUUAUGUAAGAACUCAGACUACUACUCUUCUUCGUCUGAAUAUGAAACAAUGGAUGAGUUUGAGGUAAGAGUUCAUCGAGAGGGAGAUGUGGGAAUUGAAUAUGAGGUCCAAAGUUCCUCUAAUGACUCAUAUCUUCACGAUGAGGAUUCAGACUCCAGCUCUGGUGUCGAGGAAGCAGUAGUCGUGGCAGCUGCUGCCCUCUGUGGAGAUGAUUGUUCGGAAUUGGACUUCUUCGCGGAUUCCUCGGAUUUCUUGAGCACCGAGACCCUGGUCUCUUCUUCGGAUGCAGAGAUGCCCCCCGAUGACUGGAAGUGUAUGGACUGUGGCAGUUCCACUCAAAAGCCUUUCUUCCGAUACUGCAGCAAAUGCUGGCAGGAGAGAAAAGAGAUGUUGGGUCGUCCUCCAAGGCGGAAGAAGAAGCGGCGAAAGUCUGGUAGAUCCAGGUUAAACGUACAGAGCCAGACAGAAAAUGGGGACGAUCCCAGCUCCUCUCAGAUGAGUGCAUCCUCCAUUGCAGGCAGUUCCAGUGUAAGUUCUGUUAGUUCCAGCUUUCCAGGAAUGUGCAUCACAUGCGUGAUCAGGCUGAUGGCGGCUGAAGCGCCCCAUCAGCAAGAGCGGAAGAAGAAGCCUCCAGGACAGGUGGUCCAGCCGCAGCCCGUCCCCAGCGUCAAGAGUUUCCUCGACAAUGUCGCCGGGUUCAUCCACGAGAUGACGCCUUUGCAGGUCGCGCUGGACACCAAGGAGGUGGUGCGAUGGGUUCGCUUCGAGUCGCUCGAGGAUGCUCCGGGGACGUUAUUGCUCAUCUUGGGCUACAACACGGGCGUGCAGGUGUGGGCCGUGGGGAAGACGGGGGAAGCGGUGGAGGUGUUGUCGUGGAAACAGGGCUCCGUGCGACUCCUUCACAUCCUUCCCGAACCUUCACAGAAGCGGGAGGACAGUUACGUGUCUCAAAGACCGCUCAUGGUCCUCUGUGAUAGCAGCACUGCCAACGGCCCUCCAUAUUCCACUCUCACGUUUCUGUCCCUCAAGACGGGAGAUCAGGUGAAGACUAUUCAGUGCAAGGCAGGGGUAACCGAGAUCCUAGCGGAUCACCGAGCCGUUGUCGUCACCUGUUUGUCCUACAUCCUCGUCCUCGACGCCUCGUCUCUAGAACAGCUGUUCCAAAUCGAUAGUUGUUACCCGGCGCUGAAUCCCGUUGCACUGGGCAGUCGUUGGCUGGUGUAUCCGGACCGGAAGCUCAUCAUGCCUUUGCAUUCCGAUGGAGGCGUGUCCUCGGAUGCCCAAUCAUACACGGCAUCUGUCAUCAGUGCAGCCAAGACUCUGACUAAAAGCCUGAAGGGCGUUUCGACCUCCGAUCCGCAGUGGGAGGUGGGGGUUCUCACGGUCGUAGAUCUGGCGAAUGCCGAGAGAGGUGAAUGGUGCCUUCACGCGGAGAGUCGCGGAAUCGUUGCUCAUUUCAGGGCGCAUUCCCAUCACCCCGUGGUAGCCAUGAAUUUUGACAACUCUGGGAAUCUCCUCCUCACGGCCGACAAGCCCGGAAACGUGUUCAACGUGUUCCGCAUCCACGCGCAUCCACUGGGAUCGUCCAUGGCUGCCGUUCAGCACUUGUACUGUUUGCAUCGAGGAGACACGACCGCCCGAGUUCAACAGAUGACUUUUUCGAGCGACGCGAGAUGGGUCGCCGUAAGCACCCUUCGCGGAACCACCCAUCUCUUCCCCAUCACGCCCUACGGUGGACCGGUCACCACACGGACCCAUUUGUCUCGAGGCGUGGUGAAUCGACUCAGCAGCUUCCAUCGCAGUGCGGGAUUGGAUGAGGGCUUCAAGAACGGGUUCGUGUGCAUCGGGGGUACCCGUGGUGACCCGACCGCACCCCGCUUCCCUCAUCCGACCGUCGUCAUGCCUUUGGCUCAAUUGCGACACGGCGGAUUCGCCGUUCCCCCUUCUACAGAGGAGACGAACUGCGUGAGGAUUGCAGCCAAGUUCACCAGCGGUCGACCGCAGCUGGUCCAGCCGUUCACGAGCAAAAAAGCCUCGGAGACCCUUUACGUCCUCACUUGCCAUGGUCUCCUCUUCAGGUACUGCCUCGAACCGCAGGCAUCGUCGUCCUCAGGUGGAAGUGGGGAGCGAGUGUUGGAGGAAUCCCCCCUGGAAGUGAAUGUGAAGGCUGAGGUGCAGUGGAAGCUUCUUCCUCCAUUGUCAUCCCUAGAGCUCCAUCCUCCAUUGUAUGCAGGGAAUCCCCUGCUUCACAUGGGAAAUCCCCAGGGAUUCCUUGGCACUUCUGCAAGACUGACAUCUACUCAGACCACCCCUGGAUCUCAUCCUCCUGCUUGGCUCUCCAUGGUGGAGAUAGCAACAUAUCAAGAGCCUCAUCGUCGCUUGUGGAUGGGUCCCCAGUUCACCUUUCAUCCUCUUGAUCAAGCCACACCAACAACAGGGAGCAGAGGGUUGAUGAUGCAACGGCCCAUCCACGGUGAAGGAGAUGGAGAAAGGAGGAAGUUGGUGGAGAUCUAUGGGGCUCAGAGGAAAGGAACUCCAAAGGAGGCCUCUGAAAACAAGAUUGAGGAAAACCUAGCUGAGGCUAUGGAGGAUACCUCCCUGCCUGUUAUGAGUGAUACAGACAACCCAAGAAUGGAGGAGGAACCCCCAAGUCAGGCAAGGUUGAAGGGCAAGAAAGGCAAGAGGGAGGAGUGUCGAGAGCAGAUUCAGGGCUUCCCAGGUGCAAAAUUCAAGAAGUUUUCCACUCGCUCAGAGGCACAGCGUUUUGUGGACGCAUGCAGGGCAGAUCCCUCUCGCUGGCCUGUUGAUCCCAACAAGACUCCCAAAUCCAAGAAUCUCAGAAGCCCACACAGAGAUCUUCUCCUUUUGGCUGCACUCCACAAUGACAUUGACGUGUAUGAAGACCUCCAGGCCUCGCCUGAACUAAUAAACAAGGCAAAGACGGUGGACAAAGCUUCAUUUGAGACAAAUCCUGAUGGCUCGGUGGUGGUAUAUACCGAUGGAGCAUGUUCCAAGAAUGGCUACGUGGGAAGCAAGGCUGGCAUCGGUGUCUAUUUUGGUCCCGAUAACCCUCUGAAUGUGUCAGCUCGAGUACAAGGUAGGCAGACAAACAAUAAUGCUGAGAUUCAGGCAGCCUUUCAUGCAGUCACACUGGCCAAAGCUGCUGGGUUUGAGGCAGUGGAGAUUCGUACAGACUCCCAGUUUAUGAUCAGCUGCAUGACAGACUGGUUGAACAAGUGGCUUGGGAACAACUGGAAGACCGCUCAUGGUGAGGAGGUGAAGAACCGUCACGAGCUGACUGCACUUCUUGAGGCAUCUCAGGGCAUCCGUGUCAACUAUACGCACAUCCCAGGUCAUUCGGGCAUUCCCGGGAAUGAGGAAGCAGACCGACUCUCUCGAGAGUGCCUGUGAUAUACUGUAUUCCAUCCGCCACAAUCUGCCUCCCACCUCCAGCUCACAAAUGAAAAAAACUGGACACCACCUUCAACAACUUCUAUUUAUUCCUUCCCAUCUUUUGUUUUGCAUUUUGUACAAAAGUUAAGCCCAUCUGUAUAGUAGGAUAAGUUUGGGAACUCUUUCAUGUGAACUUCAACUGAUCUAAACGAAACAAUAAAAAAACAAACAAAAAGUGAAUGCUGAAAGCUCUAGAGCUUGUUUCAAUGCCUGAGGACAGGCAGGAAUCCCCUCUUCCCCUUACCCCCUAGUCUAAACCAGAAAGGAUGAAAUGUGUGAAUGAAUUGAUUCAGAACACCAGAGGGAUUGAAGUUCUAUAUCAUUUUGCAACAUUAAUGUCUUUAAUGUGACUGAAUUGCAUCCAUAGAUAUCAACAUUAUGGCUCUCAUGCAUCCCCCCAUAAUAAAUCAAAUUUGUAAUUGGAAAAUGAAUAUCAAACAGGGGUUACCCUUAGCUUCACAAUACAGUUUUGCACCAUAAGGUAGGCAUUGGCUAAUGGUGUGAUGGUGACAAUAAAGUUAUGGUGGGAUGUUUGUGGGA